Messenger RNA from Entelurus aequoreus (snake pipefish), 1134 nucleotides. RefSeq names its product HCLS1 associated protein X-1 (gene hax1). Gene Ontology annotation, cellular component: mitochondrion; apical plasma membrane; sarcoplasmic reticulum. The record is from RefSeq and is a predicted model, not a curated record. Gene Ontology annotation, biological process: regulation of actin filament polymerization; negative regulation of apoptotic process. The coding region runs from base 118 to 993 and encodes 291 amino acids. NCBI's taxonomy places the organism in Eukaryota, Metazoa, Chordata, Actinopteri, Syngnathiformes, Syngnathidae. The transcript is spliced from 7 exons.
CAUACAUCUACAUAUGCUUUACGACACUUGACAGUCCUGGUUCUGCGCAGUUAUUCGCGCAGUUUUGCCAAUCUAACCGUUGUAGUAAUUCUCUAGUUUUAUGUCACACGAGGCUGAAUGAGCGUUUUUGAAUUAUUUCGAGGCUUUUUCGGGGUUCCUGGCGGCCAUUAUCGUGGACGAAGGGACCCUUUCUUUGAUACAAUGGCACGUGAUGAAGACGAUGACGAGGAUGAUUGUGAAGAUUGUUUUGAAAAUGAUGGCUUUCGCGGGGAACAACAGGACCCUUUUGACAGUGCCUGGAGGUUUGGUUUCAGCUUUGGCCCUGACGGAAUGCGAAUGCAGGAGCCUCCCCUGUUUGGACACUUCCUCAGGGAGAUGGAGGAGAUGUUUUCUCAGCUUGGGCGCUGGGAGUCGAUGCCAAAUUCCGGUAUUCCCAGCAUUGCACCACCACUACAGCAGGACAAACUGGAAAAGGGAAAAAGCGGCAACCCCCUCCGAGACUUCAUGCUAAAGUCCCCUGACAGUGAUGCUCGAGGGUCCCGCCAAAAUCCAUCUCAUUUUCAUGAGUCGCCAGAAUUCCCAAACUCGCCAUUUCAUGGGUGGACACCAUUUUCUAAAUUCAACGAUGUUUGGUGUCAAAGGCCACGGAAAGUUCCAGAAGAUGAGCGCAGAGAAGACCAAGAUCUGGAUUCUGCAGUGUCCUCUGGUGGUUUGGAUCAGAUUCUGGUGCCCCCUGCUGACCAGGCACCAAGACUGCCUCAAAGCGGAUCGUUUUUCCAGUCAGUCACCAUCACCAAGGUGACGAAGCCUGAUGGGACAGUUGAAGAGCGCCGCACCAUUAGAGAUGGCCAAGGCAACGAGGAGACCACCGUGACCCGCUCAGGAGGUGCAGGGCAUCAAACUGGACCAGACAUUCAGGGUGCUCGCAGCCCAUUUUCAGACAUGCCCAAUGAUGACAACUUCCUAUUCAAGCUCUUUCCAGGCUUGAAGUGAUGUUAUAACUGUUUUGUAUGAAUCUAUAUGGUGAAAGGUGAGAUAACGCUAAAUAAUGACUUAUUUUUUUAUUGUCGCAAUGAUGUAUGGAUGCAUGGGAGAGUGUUGAUGACGAAUGAAAAUAAAGAAUCUUAAGAUUGA